ACUUACGCUGAUAAAAAAUUGGCUAGAAUAGAAUCAAAACAAAAGAAAGAAAUAAUAUAAUUUAACUUAACAAAAGAUUACUUGUUUUCAUUAAUUCGGUAAAUUCAUACAGUGUUCGUUCGUUUACACUAAAUAAUGAAAAUUAUUUUCUAAAAUGAUAUCUCGUCCUAUAUUUCGGGCAAGAGACAAAUAUUUCAUUGCGUUUAUCAUUUUAUUAUGCUUUCUUACUGUUUUAUAUUUGUAUCUUAAUUAUUUACAACAAGAGAAAAGUGUUCACUUGUCAGGGGAGAGAUGUUUAUCUGAGUUGACAUCUGUGAAAUAUCAAUUAAAUGUGGUGACAGAGUACAAGAAUCGGAUUGACAAAUUGCUCACAGAAACGCAGAAAGCCAAUGAGUUAGAUAAGGAGCGUUUUAAGGAAAUCAUGGAGAGCUGCGCCGCAAUGAAGCACCAGGCUUCAAUCUGCCAGAAUCAAUUCGAAGACCUUCAGGGCGAAUGCAAGAAAGUUAGGGAGGAUUACAACGAACUGCUUAAAGAAAUGAAGAAGACCUGAGUGCUGGAACUGCUAGUAACUUUGUUUUUUAUUAUUUAAAGCUUUACUGACUGAAGGUCUGCCCACACUGAGAUACCACGGAAAUGUACUGUAGAAUUAAUGAAUUCCUUUAUUGCCUAUAAGCAAUGAAUAGCAUUGAUGGCCUGUUUAGUGUAACCUAGAUUGAUCCCUGGUCAGGAAGAACUUUUUCUGAUUGCCCUAGCCAAAAUGAUUUAUUUUUCCAUCAUUGAUGUUUAUCUAAUUAAGUAUUUACUAUAAAUUUUUUUAUUGUUGAGUUUGUAUACCAUUACGCAAAUAUUUCGUGAAUUAAUUUUGGGAACUGGCCAAUAAGUCCUGUUUAAAUUUCUAUUUAUUUAUAUUUAAGAAAAAUUUAAAAAUUAUUAUUGUUUCUCAGGUUUAUUUUGUUUAUAUCAUAUUUUAAAAGGUGCAUUAGUGUGAAUUUUACCUUAAGGCGUCCUUUUUUUCUUUUUUGUCCCUGACCAUUAUAAGCCUUCUCUCGCCUGUCUUCCUAAAAACUUAGUGCUUGUUCAAAUGAGGCCUAGUGUAAUAUAACCCUUAAAAUAAAUUGGUCUACAAUGGCGCUGGUCUGCCAUAUUUAUCAGCCAUUAGUACCUUGUCUAUAUCAUUUUGUGUUUAACCUAUGAACGUUCAUUGUAACAUAGGUCAAAUUAUAUGCAGCACAGCUUAGACGAGUAUGAGGCGACAAUUUGUAUUUUGUUAUCCAUUUUGUUGCUAUCAUAGCCGUUAUCCAUUUUAUAAUAUACAUAAUUUUACAUACCUACACAUAAUAUUAUAAAUGUGAAUGUGUGUUUGUUUGUCUGUCACGUUAAAACCACUGAAUCGGUCUAACUUAGAAUUUUGUAUACAUGUGGAGUGGAGUAAUUAACGCGGGAACAGCGAGUGAAGAGCUUAUAUAUUUUUUUUAAAUAUCAAAUUCACAAGCGUUUUCCACUAAGACGGGUCUUUACCAAACUUUCCUUCCUCCUUUACCUGAACUUUCCCAGUAACCACAGAAAUCAGAAUAAUUGCAAUUUCUUUGGUUUUAAUAAUAUUGUAGCGUCUAUAUGCUAAAUACCUAAGACAAUACUAAUUAGUUCUAGUUUUUACGAGUCUAGAAGAAAAUUGUACUAUUUAUUUAUUGAUGUAUUGUAAUAACUUAAGACUGGACAGUCUGUUAGCUAGGAUUAAGUAAGUACUUACAUAGUUUUCAUAUGCCGUAGUUUCGCAUUUAUUUGCAAACUUCGAUUAACUAUAACAAGAAUUACAGACGGGAACAAAAUCAAAUUGUAAAGCAUUUGCAAGACACUUGUAAAGAUUUAUAUCAUUCAAAAAUGAAUCUUAAUGUGAUGCAAUAAAGUACAUAAUCCUUUAAUUUCUGUUUAUUGUGAACGAACUGAGAUUUAUAUUUGAGUAUUGUGUGCCAUAUUGUUUUACAGUAUGAUCCAUUUUCGAGCGGACGGACGAUUUUUUUCUAUUCGUUUAAUUCGUACACUUUUUCUUAGACAUUUUUGGUCAACAGAUAGUAUGACGAUGUUUGCAAAUAAGGGCUUCGACACACUGGGAGUCUCUAUACAUUACAUUAUUAGACCAUAGAGAAUGGAAAAGAAUUAUAAUAACAAUAUAUUAGAUUUCGACUUAGUUUAAUUAGGGAGCAUAUAUCUAUAUACAUAAUAUAGGUCUUAUUGUUUCUGUAUUAAAAUUUUGGAUAUGGAAACGUAUUCAGAUUUUUAUGGUUAAUUCCAAUCACGUCCAAUAUAUACCUACAACUUUGGAAAUGAAAGCGAAAAUAUUUUGUAUGAAUAUUUAGUCUUAACAGGCGACUCUUAACGCGUAGUCUCCAGAAGUUUCAUCACAAUUCAAUUAUCACCGCGGGAGUUAUCGCAUCACAAACAAUAUAGUUAUUUUUAAGGUACUGAAAUAUAGACUAAUAAUGCUUUACCGAUAUUAUAAAAUUGGUAUUUUUUAAAAUGAAUUUAUAUCGCAUAAAACGCAAAUUGAAAUACAUAUACAUAUAAUAUCACGUCUCAUUCACGGAAGGGUAGGCAGUGUCUACAUCUUUCUACUUGCCACGAUAUCUGCAUACUUCUUUCGCUCCAUCCAUAAAUAACGGAUAAUACUUUUGCUAUUACUAAUAAGACGAAAACCCCGAGUUUACCACUAAUAAUUUUGUAUGAAAAUUAUGUAGUCACUAAUUUAGUUACAAUCAUGAACUAAACUCCACCCGGAGAGAAGUCCGAAGACCGCCCAUGACCACGAUCUUAGAUUUGGCGAGUCAAGUUUUUUAUAUAAAGCGACCCCCGUCUGACCUUUAUAGGGGAACCUAAUCCAUAUUGGAUCAUAGUCACCAAUACAGUAAAUGUGCAGGUAUACUCACUGCGUUUAGUCUCAGCAUUGGUUAGCAAUCAAACUAAUGUAAUCAAAUACUACCGCGGCCAUCUUGUUUUUUACCAAACACAAGAAGAAGAUGGCCGCGGUAGUAUUUCGACUUUAUAUUUCGCAUGGUCCUCUAUCAAUCAUACAGAUGAACAAUUAAAAUGGCAAUUAGUCAGUCAAGACUAUCCAAAUACAUAUUAAUUGGAAAUAUUUAAUUUUGUUGUAUACACGCAUAGUUUUAAGUAAACUCAGUUUGGUAAAAUGUGCUAAUACUUUAAUAUUUUGAUGUACCUUUACAUAAUAUACGUAAUAUUUACUUACCAGAACUAAAAUAAAUCUAUACUAAUUUUACAAAGCUGAAGAGUUUGGUUGUUUGAACGUGCUAAUCUCAGGAACUAUGUACUUGUUCGAAUUGAAAAAUUCUUUUAUUAAGGCUAUAUAACAUCACGCUGCAGGAGCAAAGAAAUUAUGGAAAAUGUGAAAAAAAAAACGGGAAAAAUUAUUCAUCCUUGAGGGCUUCAAUGAUGUCCAAAAUAACUAUUCCACGCGGACGAAGUCGCGGGCAUAGCUAGUAAAGAAAUAAGUGGUCUAAGGACUGCUACUUAUUAGUAUACAAAUUUUGUUUCACCAUUAUUUUUUAUAACAAAUUUGAUGUACUUAAUGUUAUUAUAUUUUUUGUAAAAGCUUUUGUACUUAUAUUGAUACCCUAUUCGAUGUAAAAUAAAAAUAAAAUCCGAUUCUUUACACGAGGAA
Messenger RNA from Amyelois transitella, 3676 nucleotides. RefSeq lists its product as uncharacterized. NCBI's taxonomy places the organism in Eukaryota, Metazoa, Arthropoda, Insecta, Lepidoptera, Pyralidae. The record is from RefSeq and is a predicted model, not a curated record. Bases 155 to 550 code for a protein of 131 amino acids. The transcript is spliced from 3 exons.